Oncorhynchus mykiss (rainbow trout) is the source of this 5080-nucleotide messenger RNA. RefSeq lists its product as uncharacterized. Gene Ontology annotation, molecular function: ATP binding; protein serine/threonine kinase activity. The record is from RefSeq and is a predicted model, not a curated record. Gene Ontology annotation, biological process: peptidyl-threonine phosphorylation; mRNA cis splicing, via spliceosome; peptidyl-serine phosphorylation. Lineage: Eukaryota; Metazoa; Chordata; Actinopteri; Salmoniformes; Salmonidae.
AGUGGACAAAAAUAUACUUUUAGCGAUUUCAGUCAACCCAGUACGUCGCGGCUGCUGUAGAGGGCAGAAGUACAGUUUUUUUGCAGUUCUGUGUACUGUGUACAAUACAUUGAAGGAAGAAACACCCCGGCUGAGGAAAAUGGCCGAUGUAGAGAUGGAUAUCGCGUCUAGCAGAAUGAAUAACGGAAACGAGCACGUGAAAGAAGAUUUGGAGAGCCAUGACAAGAGUGGGAGUGAGGAGGAGAGUGGUGAGAAUUCAGAAGAAGAAGAAGAGCGGGAGGAGAAAGAAGUCGGGGAGGGAGAAGCAGAAACUAACGGAGAAAAGACAGCGAAGGUGUCCAAACAUCACAGCAGUGGCAGCAAACACAAGAAGAAGAAACACAAACACCGCAGCAAGCACAAAAAACACAAGCACGCGUCCGAAGAGGACAAGGACCGAAAGCGCAAACAUCGACACAAACACAAGAAACACAAACGUAAAGAUGGCUCCUCUUCUUCUGCCCCUGGCAUCAACAGCGCCUCCAGCCAGAGAAAGACUCACAUCUCCCCCUCAUCUGACGACAAGGCCUUAUUGGAGGAGUUGGAGAAACAGAGGGCCAUGAUUAAAGCUGAGCUGGACAGCCAGGUGAUGGAGGGGGGUAAGGUGCAGUCAGGCAUGGGCCUCAUCCUACAGGGUUAUAACUCUGGCUCUGAGGAGGGAGACGGAGAGGGCAGGGUCCGGAACGGGGAGCAGCGUCAGAAGGGCAGUAUGGGGAAACCCCCCUCCCCUAGGGGUAGGAGUGGUAAAGCCAGACGGGACUCCACAGAAGCCAGCAAGUCCAGCUCUAAGCGCCACAGUCGGAGCAAGUCCAAGGAGAGGACAGGCAAGGAAUCCAAGUCGGACAAAACAACCAAAGUCAGCAAAGAUGUGGCCGCCAAAGGCCGUGGCCGCAGCAAAUCAAAAGAGAGGAAGCGUUCCCAAAGCGGGGGCAGGUCCAAAGAGAGAAACAAGAAGUCUCCUUCCCCCUCCAGCAGGAGGGCAGAGCAGAGGAGCGGCCGAUCAGACAAACGCUCUUCGCCCCAGCCUGACGACAGACCAAACACGGAGCGUGGCAGCCGGAGGUCCAGAUCACGGGAGCGUCCAGGGCGGUCGGAGUCAGAAAGAGAGCGAGACAAGAGGCCGACAAAGUCACCUUCCAAGGAUGCUUCGUCAGGGAAAGAGAACCGCUCUCCCCACAGGCGAGGAGGAGGAGUGGCCAUUAGCCCCUCGAGGAGACGCAGCGCCUCCCCACGCCCCACCAGAGACUCCCAGCAGGCAUCCGCUUCAGCUUCCACCUCCAAACAGGGCUCUCCUUCCAGAUCAGCCAGGUCCCCAGCAAGGAGAGGCCGCAGUCGCUCCCCAGAUGCCAGGAGGAGGGAUGCUGAUAGACCGGGCUCCUCACCACUCCGAAAGCGAAUACGCCCAGAAGCAGGGCCAGGGGGUAGAGCGAGGUCACGGGAGACCAGCCCCAGAGGUGCUCCCCAACGUCGCAGGAUGAGCCGCUCACCCUUCAGAAGAAGGUCCCCCUCGCCCUUCCGAAGACGGAGCAGGUCUCCAAUGAGACGCAGGUCGCCGGAAAGAGACAGAUACGGCCGUCUCAGACAGUACGGCCGGCGCUCCAACUCCCGGGACCGGGACAGGAGGAGGAGACAUGGCCGGGACGAGGACAAGUUCAAGGGCAGCCUCUCUGAGGGCAUGAAGGCCGACAAGGAGUCCUCCGAGGAGGAAGUGCUUGAGGACUUUGACGGUGAGGAGGUGGAUGAAGAGGCCAUCAUAGAGCAGCGCCGGCAGCAGCGCCUGGCUAUCGUCCAGAAAUACCGUGGUGGCAACGAGGACAGCAUGGCGUCCAUGGCGUCGGAGCCCAGCAGCCCGCAGAGCAGCACACGGAGCCGCUCGCCCUCGCCAGACGACAUCCUGGAGCGUGUGGCGGCUGACGUCAAGGAGUACGAGCUGGAGAAUCUGGACACGUUUGAGGAGAACAUCAAGGCCAAGCAAGGCCUCAUCACGCAGGAGAAGGAUGGACCCAAAAAGCCCUCGGCCCCUGAUAUGUUUACAGAGUCGGACGUCAUGUUUGAAGCAGCCAUUGAUAGUGCCAGGAUGAGAGCAGCAGGUGUUGGGGGGAAGGACUUCAAAGAGAACCCCAACCUCCGGGACAACUGGACCGAUGCAGAGGGUUACUACCGCGUGAACAUCGGGGAGACGCUGGACAAGCGCUACGACGUGUACGGCUACACAGGCCAGGGAAUGUUCAGCAACGUGAUCAGGGGCAGGGACACGGCCCGCGCCGGACAGGAUGUGGCCGUCAAGAUCAUCCGCAACAACGAGCUCAUGCAGAAGACUGGCCUGAAGGAGCUGGAGUUCCUCAAGAGGCUCAACGAUGCCGACCCAGACGACAAGUUCCACUGCUUGCGCCUCUUCAGACACUUCUACCACAAGCAGCACCUGUGUCUGGUGUUCGAGCCCCUCAGUAUGAACCUGCGCGAGGUGCUGAAGAAGUACGGUAAGGACGUGGGCCUUCACAUCAAGGCUGUCCGCUCCUACACCCAGCAGCUCUUCCUGGCACUCAAACUCCUCAAACGUUGCAGCAUCCUCCACGCUGACAUCAAGCCUGACAACAUCCUGGUGAACGAGUCGAAGACCAUCUUGAAACUCUGCGAUUUUGGCUCGGCGUCCCAUGUUGCAGACAAUGACAUCACGCCGUACCUCGUCAGCAGAUUCUACAGAGCUCCAGAAAUCAUCAUUGGGAAGCCAUACGACUACAGCAUAGACAUGUGGUCAGUGGGCUGCACGCUGUACGAACUCUACACCGGCAAGAUCCUUUUCCCUGGCUCCUCCAACAACCACAUGAUCAAACUGGCCAUGGACCUCAAGGGCAAGAUGCCCAACAAGAUGAUUCGGAAAGGCCUGUUCAAAGACCAGCACUUUGAUCAGAACCUCAACUUCCUCUACAUUGAAGUAGACAAAGUGACCGAAAGGGAGAAGGUAACAGUGAUGAGCACAAUCAACCCCACCAAGGACUUGCUGUGUGACAUGGUGGGUGGCCAGCGGCUGCCCGAGGAGCAGAGGAAGAAGGUCCUGGUCCUAAAAGACCUGAUCGACGGCACGCUGAUGCUGGACCCUGCCAAACGCAUCAGCAUCAACCAGGCCCUGCAGCACCCCUUCAUCCAGGAGAAGAUCUGAACUCAGACCAGUCCAACAAUCAACCAGGCCCUGCAGCACCCCUUGAUCCAGGAAAAGAUCUGAACUCAGACCAGCCCAACCAUUAGCCAGGCCCUGCAGCACCCCUUCAUCCAGGAGAAGAUCUGACCUCAAACCAGCCCAACCAUCAACCAGACCAGCCUUGCCAGGUAGAAAUACAAGACCAGGCGCCCCAUUGAGAAUGUUAUGGAUAAAUUGUUUCCCCUAUUUUGAUUAUGAUGGGUACGAUAACCUGGUAUGUUUUAAUUGUAAAUAAGUAAAAUAGACAUUCAUGAAGAAAAAAUCAUUUUGAUUUAUCAUAAACCCCACCCCCCUCCGGCGGUGAUGCAGCAGUUAUGGACUAUUUCUAUUUAGCUGGCAUUGAAGUGAAUGACAUUAAAAUAAUACAAUUAUUGUAAACAUGUCUAAUGCAUUGUCGAAGUAUCUGAGUGUAGGUCGGUUUAGAAAUGUGUGUUGUGUACUAGUCGCAUCAAGGAGAUGCAUCAUCUUCAACGGUAAAAUUUUUAAUGAUCACCAACAUUGCUCAUUCUGCGACUGUGCAUGCUUUUGAAUGUGCACCCCUUCGUUGUGCUCUAGAUGUGUCUAGCAUAAGCCUGUGUACUGUUAAUGCUCUCUGUAACCAGGUUUCCAGCCAACCUUUUUAUGCGAGGAAAGUACACGUUAGAUACAAAAUGUCAAGACUGAUGGAAACGGCACGUUUUUGUUGGUGAACUUUCCAAAAUGUCUGCAAAAUAAAACACCAGACAGGGUGGGAUGUUUUUGUCAGUAAAAUUCAUUACGUGAGAAAUGGCAGAAACCUUUUUGUUUUUUUUCCCCCCCACAGAAACUUAUAUAAUAACCAGUCACGCAAUGAUUGUCCUCCAACUACGACUCGAGAAAGCAUGCAGUUAAAUAGGCUACAGAUAAAAUAAGUUAUGGUGAACUUCAUAUGGGGGUGAAAGUGCACGGUGAUGAGCUUGAUGCUCCUUUCCUAAUAAAUGUAGAGGGUCUUAUUCUGGUGACACGAUUGAUGCUUGACUGCCGUUUGACAAAUACAAAUAAUCUCACUUUUAUCCAUAAUAAUCUCAUGUAGGUAGCCUAACCGCACUGUAUCUGCAAGCUGUUGGCUAAAGCACACGUACUAAGACCAGAGCGGGUACAUUUGCUAUAUAACGCAACUUUUGUUGUGCCGAAAACCAUCAGUGGAGUUGAAAAUGUGAUGGAAACCAAUUGAACUUAUUCUGUACAUUUAAAUGAACUGCGCUACACCACGUUCAGCCUUUUAUCUGGAACAAGUCAUUUUGAUGGAAAUAUCUCUGGUGGGGAAAUGUGCAUAUUGUUUUUGUGGAUUUUAGAAUAUUCACCAAUUGGAUGGUAACCUAGUGUGUGUGCGUAGCAGCAUUGAUGUCCCACAUGAUGGCACCACAAUCCCCAUUUCACAGGUCCCAGGCCUGUGCUUAAGGAAUGGACUCAACAGUAGUACUGUACUCCCCUCGAACAAUAAGACCGUUCCAUUUCAAGGUCUGUCAUUGUGUUAUUUUACAGAACAGAGCAGCCCCACUGACUCCAACGGUUUCACAUAUUUCCUCCUCUCUCUCUGACACGGUCCUGGCUAUAGGCUCUCAGAUUUAAGUGCCUCCUGUAUGAGCCUUGUGUGUAGAACACAGAACAAUGCCGGCCUGUGAAAGCCGCCACCUCGUUCUCCUCCCAUGUUGUAUAUAUUCCAUUGUUGCCACAGUCUUUCUCCAUGUUAAAGAUUUUCAUGUUUGAUUUCUUUCUUUUCUCAUUGAGGGAAAACAUAUUGUGAUUUAAGCAAAGAACUGAGAUGUGAAAGAGCACCUUCAGUGCACCACCACUUUUAGUAAUAAAAUAUUUCCUAUUCAA